Molecule: messenger RNA, 5196 nt
Organism: Parasteatoda tepidariorum (common house spider)
Lineage: Eukaryota; Metazoa; Arthropoda; Arachnida; Araneae; Theridiidae
Source: RefSeq, a predicted model, not a curated record
UAGGUGGAGAUGUUGAAGAUGAAAGUUUAUUAAACCCACUUGAAAUGGAUAGUUCGUGGAAUUCGUCUAAGCGUCUUGUACGCAAGAAAAGGUCAGAGUCUCGAGAACUCCAUCUGGAGGUUUUGGUUGUGGCAGACAGUAAAAUGGCUAGUUAUCAUGGUAGUAAUCUCAAUCAUUAUGUUCUCACUCUUAUGUCAACGGUUGGCAUGAUAUACAAAGAUCCAAGUAUCGGAAAUAACAUCAAUAUAGCUGUAGUAGAUAUCGUAGUCUUGAAUGAAACUUCUGAUCGCCAAAUAAUUCAUCAUAUUGCUCCAAUUACUCUUCGGCAAUUCUGUCAGUGGCAACACAAGCAUAAUAGGCCUGAUGAUCGUGAUCCUGGUCAUUAUGAUACUGCCGUUCUUAUAACCAGGGAAGAUUUAUGUAGAUAUCCAGGAGCAUGUGAUACUCUAGGAUUAGCACAGUCUGGAAUGGUGUGUGACUCUGAUAGCAGUUGUGCUAUCGUUGAAGACAAUGGACUUAGUGCAGCUUUUACUAUUGCUCAUGAACUGGGACACGUGAUGAGUUUACCACACGAUGAUGAUCCGAAAUGCUCUCGCUUUCAUACCCACAAAAAGCAACUUCAUGUAAUGGCAAGAAUGUUGGAUUAUAAUAGCCAUCCAUGGAGUUGGUCUGAAUGUAGUAGACAUUACCUGACAACAUUUUUUGACAUUGGCUAUGGACGAUGUCUCACAGAUAGUCCAGGACGUAACAUGUUGCUAUUAGAUGACGAAUUUCAACAACCACCAGGACAAUUGUAUCCACGAGAUCGUCAAUGUGAAUUAGUAUUUGGUCCUAAAUCCAGGAUUUGUCCUUAUAUGCCCGAAUGUAAAAGAUUAUGGUGUACUUUGGAUGAUACUAUGCAAGGAGGCUGUCGAACUCAGCAUACACCUUGGGCUGAUGGAACUCAAUGCAGUGAUACAAAGCGAUGUUUUCAAGGGGAAUGUACCAGAUACCGGCCAGCAGGUUUCACUCCUGUUGAUGGCCAAUGGGGAAAAUGGAAACCUUAUGGAAAAUGUUCCCGAACGUGUGGGGGAGGCAUUCAACAAGCAUUCAGAGAAUGUGAUUCACCUAAGCCGGCGAAUGGAGGUCGCUAUUGUACUGGAAUCAGAGUAAAGUAUAAGUCUUGUAACACUCAGGAAUGUCCUCCUCGAAGUAAGGAUUUCAGAGAAGAGCAAUGUGCUGAGUUCAAUGGUCGAGUCCUGGAUUUACCUGGUUUACCUCGAUCUGUCCUAUGGGUACCUCAAUAUUCCGGAAUUCCUGUUAAUGACAAGUGCAAAUUAUAUUGCAAAGUUAAUGAUUCCUCUUCUUAUUUUGUUCUGCGAGAAAAAGUUGUUGAUGGAACUCCAUGUGAUUUAGGAACAUUUGAUAUUUGCGUUAAUGGAAAAUGUGAGGCUGCUGGCUGUGAUCAUGUUAUGAAUUCAAAAGUAGUCCUUGAUCGCUGUGGAAUUUGUGGUGGUAACAACAGUACUUGUAAAGAAAUCAAAGGCUAUUUUAAUAAAAAAGUUGACUAUGGUUAUCAUAAUGUGGUUAUGAUACCACCUGGUGCUAGCAAUGUUCGUAUAAUACAACACAGUUCAGAUGGAAAUGUUGAUGAUAACUACAUUGCUCUUAAAGAUCCUAGUGAUAAAUAUAUUUUAAAUGGAGAUUUUAUGAUAAGCAUGUUCCCAAAAACAUUACUGUACCAUGGCGUUUCUAUUGACUACUCAGGAAGUCAUUCUGUUAUUGAGCAUGUGAAUACUUCUGAACCGCUGCCAAAAGAUUUGUUUGUACAAGUUCUUGUUGUUGGAAUGCUACAACCCCCAAAUAUAAGUUUUAGUUAUACUGUGCCUAUAACAGAAAAGCAAUUGUAUAAUUGGAAAGUUGCCACACAAUAUUCUGAGUGCUCAAGAAUAUGCAACGGCAUUAGCUCUUUAAAGCCAGUUUGUGUACGUAUUUCUGAUCAAUAUCAUGUAAAUGAUAAUCACUGUGCAGACAUCUCCAAACCUAGUCUGCAAAAAACACGUAAAUGUAAUGAACACUGCUAUCUUUCUUGGAAAAAUGUAAGCCAAUCUCCUUGUUCUGUUCAAUGUGGAAGAGGUAUACGACGAAAAAUAAUCAAAUGCAUGAAAGAAGAAAUAUCAACAAAAAUCGCUCAUGGUGUUCCUGAAGAAAAUUGUGCGCAUCUGGGACCAAAGCCAACUGCACAAGAAAAGUGUUGGGGUACAUGUCAUAAUUCAAAAUGGAUAUAUUCUGAAUGGUCAGAGUGUUCAGUUUCUUGUGGGGAAGGUACUCAGCAACGUUCUUCUGAAUGUCGCAAUGAAGAAAAUUCGAAACAACCUGAUAGUCACUGUGAUCCAACAACAAGAGUUGUUUCUAAAAGUUGUAAUAUGGGUGAUUGUCCAAGCUGGAAAGUUGGAAACUGGACAGAGUGUUCUGUAACAUGUGGUUCUGGUAUAAAACAACGCCCAUAUUGGUGCCAACACAAUGAAAAGUAUGUUGAUCAGCGAUAUUGUAGUGAGAAUGAAACACCUAAUGCAAAAGAAAUUUGCAACUCUGGUGAAUGUUAUGAUUGGCGUGCAGAAGACUGGGAACCUUGUUCUGUCAGCUGUGGUAAUGGAACUUCUUUACGAAAUCUUUACUGUAUCUCUUCCUCUCAAGUUAAAAUGGAUGAGUCUUUUUGUUCUCAAGUGAUAAAGCCAGCUGAAAGAAGGAAUUGUUCUACAAAUAUUUCAUGUUCUGCAAAUGUUAGUCCAAAACGGGCUACAAACAUCUUUCAAAAAUGGAAACCAUCAUUGCGUGUAUAUAGUGAUGGUAAUUCAAUUCCUGGAGUUAAUCAUGCAAUUUGGAAGGAAAAUGCAUGGUCGAAGUGUUCCAGUUCAUGUGGUGAAGGAUUUCGAAGGAGGAGUCUUACUUGUCACAAUUUAGAAGAUAAUUCAAGACUGCCUUUAAGCCGUUGUAACCAAAAAUCUAAACCUAAGACAGUUGAAAAAUGUCUUGGGUCAGAGUGUAGUUUCUGGGAAGUUGGUGUCUGGUCAGAGUGUUUCUGUCUAGAAAACAUUAAAAAAAGGAAAGUGAGUUGUAAUUCAGAAGAACAUAUAUGUAAUUCUCAAACUAAGCCACAUGCCACAGAGGUUUGUCAAUGCAGUUUGCCACAUCACUCAAACAGCACUUCACACUCUCAUUGGAAAACUGGACCAUGGGCCGAGUGUUCUGUUAGUUGUGGAAAUGGUAUUAAACGUCGCCAAGUAGUUUGCUAUAACGAUGAUGAAUUUAAAGGUUCUGAUUGUGAUUCAAACCGUAAACCCUCUGAAACAUUUGAAUGUAACGCUGGUCCUUGUCCAGAUUGGGCUACAGGCGAGUGGUCUGAGUGCAAUGCAACUUGUGGAGAAGGUCUACAAACUAGAUCUGUUUUGUGUUUUGAUGAUAAUGGGCAAAAAAUUGAUAAUAAUUCUUGUAACAUUCUAAAAAAGCCUGUAGAGCAACAAAGUUGCAUUAAAAUAAAGUGUGAAGAUGUAGAAAUCAAUUACAAAUGGAUAACAGGACCCUGGUCACAGUGUUCAGUAAGCUGUGGAAAAGGAAUUCAACACCGAAGUACUGUCUGCUUAAAUUUACUUGGGCAUGAGGAAAGUCCGGAUAAAUGCCCACAUCCUGAGCCUUCACAGACCCAGGAAUGCAUGGAAGCUGUUUGUUCAAAGUGGCAGUGGUCUGAGUGGACUCAAUGCCCUAAUAAUUGUGAAUUUCAUGAGCAGUAUAGGCAGGCAUACUGCGCUAGGGGUGAAAGAAUGGUAGAUGAUAAUAAUUGUUUUGAGCCCAAACCAGAAACUGAUAAAAGGCAGUGCAAAAUUUCUCCAGAAUGUUCUUUUAAGUGGAGAAAAGGAGUAUGGUCUCAGUGUCAUGCUUCUUGUGGUUUAACAUUUAAAAAUAGAGAAGUUGUUUGUGUUGAUCAUGACAAUAAUCGUGUUCCUGAGGAAUUCUGUUCUUCGCAAGAUAAACCAAAGAAAAGAAGAAAAUGCAAGUUAAGACCUUGUCCAUAUUCUUGGAUAACAGGACAAUGGUCUGAAUGUUCGAAAUCUUGUGAUGAGGGCUACAAAACACGUAAAGUUGCAUGUCAUGCUGUGAAUGCCUAUGGUUGGCUUGAGUCAGAAGAAAUGGACGAAAUGAAAUCAAGACGCUUCUGUGGUUCUUUAAGAAAACCUAAAAGUUUUGAAAAAUGUAACUUUGGAAAUUGCUCAAGUGGGUUUAUAUGGAAACCUGAAGAAUGGAAACAAUGUGAAGGUCAUUGUGGAGAUGCUAAAGAAAAAAGAAAAUUAAGGUGCUUUGAUUUACAAGGCAAAAGAGUGCCGAAUUAUAAAUGUGAUGCUGCCCUUAAGCCUAAAAAGAAAAGACGUUGUUCUCUUCCAAAAUGUACACCAAAAAGUUGUCGAGAUAUUUAUCACUUACAAAGGAAAACAAGUGAUGGAAAUUAUGAAAUACAUAUAAAAGGAAAACCAGUUACAUUGUACUGUCAUGCUAUGAGUACAGGAAAUCCUCAAGAAUAUAUUGCUCUUAAGGAUCAUAAUUAUGCUGUUAUUUAUUCUACAGAGCUUGGAAAUAACUUCAGGUCAGACACUUCUGAAAGUUGUUUUUCUAAUGAUGUGCUUCAUGGUUGUGACUGCAAUAGGAAUGAUUUUGGUUAUACCAUUUUUUAUAAAAUAGCUUUAAACAUCACAGCACUUCAAAUAAUAUCUGAUGAUUACACAUUUAGUACUACAUAUUAUGGUCGACCUGUGCCAUAUGGAACUGCUGGUGACUGUUUAAGGAAACCAAAAUGUCCUCAAGGGAUAUUUUUUAUUUCUUUGCAAGGUACAGAUUUUAGGAUAGCUCGACAGACUCAAUGGAUACCAAGGUCGGGUAUGGCAGAGAUUACCUUGCAAAGAAUAAGAAAUGAUCAAGUUAUAAAAGGAAAAUGUGGCGGCUACUGUGAUUUAUGCAUGCCAGAUCCUAGGAAUGGGCUUGUUGUUGACAUUGUGUUUCCUUCGUGAUGGUAAAGGAUCUGAUUACUUCCCAUCAGUAUUUUCAUAGACUGAAUCAAUCAUUUCUACAUUCAUUGUAAAUAUACAUGAAGUUCCAUCCAUGAUCUAGUGAACAGUCUGUUUUAAAAACAUGUGAUUCAUUUUGUUUUGUCAUAUCAGGACUUAA